AUGAAGAUUAAUCAAAUACCUAUUUUCAGUAAUUUUCUUACCUCUAAAUUAUUAAUAACUUUUAAUAUUAAGUUUUUUUAUUUUAUUGAAACAGAUAAUUAGAAUAAAUAAAACAAUUUAAAUCUACUUUAGAAAAUGAAAUUUGAGAUUUUAGAGGAUUUCCUUUCAUGUAGCUUCCAAAGUCACUAGAAACUAGAGCUAUAAUUUAGUGGGAGUUAUAUGAUAGAUAAAAGAAUUGCUAGUUUAUGUACAGGAUUAGCAAAUUGCAUCAAUCUUAUAAAUUUGGAAAUUAAUUUAAGCGCUAGUUAAAUCAAUGAUUAAAGGCUUCUAAGCAUAUGUUAAACUUUAGGAAAUUUAGAUGGUUUAUAGAGUCUAUCUAUUUAUUUAUAGUAAUCAAAUAUUUUCUUCUGUUUUUACUCAAAUUAAAUAGGAGAAAGUGGUCUAUUUUAUUUAAGUUCUGCCUUAAAUGAUCUAUAAAAUAUUUAAAACUUGAAUAUUUCUUUGAGUGAAAAUAAAAUAACAAAUAAAGCUAUAAUUGAAUUUGGUAGUUCAUUAAAGAGUUGCCUUAAUCUACAAGUAUUAAAAAUUACACUUGGAUGGAAUUAGAUAAAUAGUUAAGCAGCUUUUAGUUUUUGUAAGUGCUUGUCUGAAUUGAAAAAAGUUUCAAAUGUGAGCCUUAAUUUUUAGUUUAAUGAAGUUUACAAUUCAACUUGUUUGAAGAGGACAUUAAAGAAAUAUCCAAGAUUGGUAAUGCUAAACAUAUAAAUUUGA
Molecule: messenger RNA, 771 nt
Organism: Tetrahymena thermophila SB210
Lineage: Eukaryota; Ciliophora; Oligohymenophorea; Hymenostomatida; Tetrahymenidae
Exons: 9
Source: RefSeq, a predicted model, not a curated record